Molecule: messenger RNA, 1639 nt
Organism: Seminavis robusta
Lineage: Eukaryota; Bacillariophyta; Bacillariophyceae; Naviculales; Naviculaceae
Source: the annotation of a GenBank genome assembly
GCGAUGACCUCUUUGGAUCACUAUACUGUAGAUUGCAACUUCUGUCACCAUGAACGUGUUUGGUUGUGUCGGGGCUUGGCUGACAAAGAAUAUCCUCUGCUAGCUAGCUAACCUUCCGGUGGCUUGAUUCCAAAAGAGGCACCGUGGCUUGAUGACGCUUCCAAUCUUUCGGCGAGGCAAUCGCCUGGGCCAGAGAAACCCCCCACUGCUCUCCAUCAUUUUGCGGGUGUUGUUCAUCUUGAUUCUGCUUGUCCUUGGCCAUGUGAUCUGGAGUGUGCAUCAGUGGAAUCAAUCCUACGUGGACAAAGAAUUAGAGGCUCCCUUGGAUCAUUGGAGUAGCAAUCUAUGGAAGCCUCUCUACAGUCUCGGUGGGUGUCCUACUAUUGUGGAUGAUGAUGCUACCACGGAUGCUACACAGGAUUUGCCACCCAUGCUCAUGAUUAGUGCGAGACCCAAACACCUGGUUGACCCAGUGCUCCAAAGUUGGACAAAAGCAGGAUUUCCCAUUCAACUGGUCAACACCUCGCAAAUCAGUCAAGACUACACCAAUACUCGCUGUCAAACGGAAACCUUCAAGAGUCGACUCUUUGCCAUUUACCAACACGUCUUUCGACAAACCAUAGAACAAUCAACAUCAUCAUCCCAACAACAACAUGACGACGAUUUUCGGGCCGUCGUGACCAUUGAAGAUGAUGUCAUGCUCCUGGAUGGGAUCCAGUUUCGUCGCGAACUCUUGUACGUUUACCACCAAGCGCAAUGGGACUAUUACUCCUUUACCCGAAACAGUCCCGAUACGUGUCUCUAUCGAUUUGGAACUCCAGCGCAACUAUGGGGUCGACGCAUGAUGGAACAGGUACUAGACGUUGAUGAUGAUGUCUUUUGUCGUCUGCCCAUUGACAUGUUUGUCGCGCAACAGGGACCUUGGUAUGUCACACACCAUCAACUGGUCAAACAUAUUGGCAAGAGAGUGGUGUUGCAUUAAUUAAUACACAUCAAUCAAUCAAGCUUCCGUCAAACCAACAAAGCAAAGAUCGUCCAGGCCUCUCUUGUCGACGACAAGAGUAGUCAUGGAUGAUCUUUGUGCCAUGCUGUUCCUACCACCCUUGGGUUACUGGGGCGAUUCUAACUCCCUCAGUGUUGACAGCGGAGCCGCUGCCAACAAGUACUGGUACCGAGCCAGCAACAAACCUACUGUUGUACUGUGCGGAUCCGUAUGAUUUCAAUGAUGCGGGGUGUUGUCUUAAAGUGGCUUCUGGGUGUGAACUUGCUCAAGGUCGUUAGCAUGGCUGUGUCAUCCAUCUCUCUGGCUAGAUUCAUGUGUAAACAAUGAGACUAAAUGAACAAAAAGGAAAGAUCAAAAGGCUACCUAGAUUUCUGUCCUUUUACCGUGGGAAUGAUGACACCCUCCCCGUGACAACCAGAACGUGUCCCUUCUCCUUCCAUUUAUUAAAUACUGCCACAGGCUACACAUGGCAAUUGAAAUACCUUGACAUUGCUUGACACACGUCCAUAUUAUUCUACAUGACACCGGUACACAAGUGAGAUAAGGCAGUUGUGAUGUAGGUAAAGAGGGAGGAUAGAGACCUUGACGCCCUGGUCUCAUAAUACAAUUUAAAUAACACUCUGUGUCUCACCUCUA